Messenger RNA from Hypomesus transpacificus, 4938 nucleotides. RefSeq names its product RNA binding motif protein 20 (gene rbm20). Gene Ontology annotation, molecular function: mRNA binding; zinc ion binding. Gene Ontology annotation, cellular component: nucleus. Gene Ontology annotation, biological process: regulation of RNA splicing. The transcript has 15 exons. The record is from RefSeq and is a predicted model, not a curated record. The coding region runs from base 1 to 3567 and encodes 1188 amino acids. Lineage: Eukaryota; Metazoa; Chordata; Actinopteri; Osmeriformes; Osmeridae.
AUGGUGCUGACAGAUGAAACGAAAUGUUUGGAGUGUGGAGAUGAAACAAAAUGUAUUCCACACACAGGCCCCGGUGCAUCGGAGCACCUUGACAAGAAGGCUCUCUCGGUGGGCGGCGUCCAGCUGAGCGGGGGGGUGUCCGUUCAGCAGAACCAGCAGCUCCUCCUGACCCCCGCCAGCCUCCAGCUAGCCCAACUCCAGGCCCAGCUCACUCUCCACCGCCUCAAAUUGGCCCAGAGCGCAGUGGGGGCCAACAACGCCGCCGCCGCCGCCAGCGUCCUCAACCAGGUCCUCUCCAAUGUGGCCAUGUCGCAGCCCCUCUUCAACCAGCUGCGGACGUCUGCCAUGGUUGGGAACCACCAGGGGGCGUUCCCAUCCGGCGCUCUGGCGUUCCCCCCUCCUAACGCCGGCCUGGGGUCCCUGGUGGGAGGGGGUUUCGGUCAAAACCCGGGGAACGUGAGGAUGAAUCAUUUUGGAGGGGGAGGGGUAGCUGGCGCCCAGCAACAGCAGGGAGCCAAUCAGCACGGGGCGGCGGAGUACGGCAAGAAGGCGGGGUCGGCAUACCCCUCGGAUACGGACAGGCGCGUCCAGUACGGUUUCCUGGGAGGGACCUCGGUGGCGUCGAGCAAAGCCGGGGAUGGGCAGUACGCGUCGGUCAGCUCACAGGCGAAGAUAGGCGGCCAUGUUGGGUUUCAGAGGGAGUUCUAUGCGCCAGAGUCUCAGGGGAAACAGAAUGUGUUUGGUGGGAACGAACACAAUUUGACAGCUUACACCUCUGCCGGUCACGCAGAGCAGUGGAAAAACCCAGCCAAUCUCAACCAUACAGGCAAAGCAGAAAUGGUUUCCAACUGUGGCACUGUGUGGUCAGCGACCGGGCAGCCAUUUCGUGCCAGAGGGGAACUGUACAACCCUGAGGAGCCCACCUGCGACCCCAAGUUCAACUCUGGGGGAGGAGUCGGAGGGGGGGUGACCUCCUCCUUCGGGCCAGGGGGUACCCAGGGGUUUAUGGGGUACCAGGCCCUACAAGGAGGAGAGGAAGCCAUAUCUGUGGGCUCCAUGGUCCUACAGCCCCACCAGGUUAAUGACUACCAUGCAGUGACACCCUCUCACCUGCCACACCAGUGCACCAUCUGUGACAAGAAGGUCUACAACCUCAAGGACUGGGACCAGCACGUGAAGGGCAAGCUACACCUGCAGAAUCGUUCGCUGUAUUCCGAGAGUCCCGUCGUCGCAGCCAGUGGAGUUCACUACUCUGUUCCGGGUUCUUCUGAAGGAUGUCUAAACACCGGGGGGACUAACUCGAUGGUAUAUCCUGGUGCUGCCAAUCAAGAUGUGUCUUCUGCAGCGAACUCCUCCUUCCUCCCAGCUGCAGCUAUGAAGACUUAUCCUCUGCCGGGGCCAGGAUUUAGCACACACGCCCCAGGAGCAAAGCCGUUCCCUCCCAGGAAGUCAGUAACAGGAAGAGUCGUCCACAUCUGCAACCUUCCCGAGGGCAGCUGCACCGAGAAUGAUGUCAUCAACUUGGGACUGCCGUUUGGCAAAGUCACCAACUACAUCCUCAUGCGCUCCACUCACCAGGCGUUCCUGGAGAUGGCGUAUGUGGAGGCGGCCCAGGCCAUGGUCCAGUACUAUCAGCUGACCCCGGCCACUAUCAACGACCAGAAGCUGCUUAUACGCAUGUCCAAGAGAUACAAGGAGCUUCAGCUUAAGAAACCUGGUAAAGAUGUGGACUCCAUCAUCCAGGACAUCCACUCUCAGAGGGAAAGAGAUGAGAUGCAGGAGGUCGACCACUACAUCCCGGAGCGAGCGCGCUCCCGCAGUCCUAUCAGCCGCUCCCUGAGCCCUCGCUCUCACAGCCCCAGCUUCACCUCCUGCAGCUCUGCACACAGCCCCCAGGGGGCGCCAUGCCGGCCCGGCAACGGCCUGGGGCCCCGACGCGGCUCCUGGGACUGGUCCUCACACCUCCGCAGGGCCGAGGAGGACCGGGAGAGAGACCGGGAGAGAGACCGGGAGAGGGACGAACCGCCGUGGAGGAACGGAGGCGGGAGCCUCGGCGGCGACGACGAGCGCCCCAACGGACGCUUGCCGCCGGAGAGGCGGAAACUGUAUUUGAAACCCUCGGACCGGAUCAGCCCUCGGUCGGCCGAUGAGCGAGGGGGGGGAGGAGGAGGUGGGGGGGGCGGUGCGGGAGGCGAGGGGAUGAGGGGUGGGAGAGACUGGUACCCCCGGGGCAGCCCCCAGGGAAUGCCCUUCCCCCCCUAUAGGAACCUGGAUGAAGAGUUCUACAUGAAAGAGCAGAUGUACAAGUCGGAGAAGCCCUCCAGGCCACCGUACCAGAGGGGUCACGAGAAGUCCAAGAGGAGGAGCGGAGGCGAAGGGGACUACUACGGCAGGUCCCGGCACUCGGAGGCGGAGAUGGCGAACGAGCCACUUCCUGUCAGGUCGGCAGAAGACAAGAGGCAGGGCUCGCCGUCGAAGGGGCGGAGCAGAAAGACGACGAGGAGACACGAGGAGAAACAGGAGAAGGAGAUCAACGCGGAGAAUGACGGAGAAGCAUGUGAGGGUCAUCCAUCUAAGGAGAAGUCAAAGUCCUCUCAGCAGAGCCACAAUCCCACAGAGGCCACAGCACGUCACAAAGACAGUGAGGCGGAGGGAUGGGAGAGCGGAGAGGACACGGAGGGCGAGUGCUGGUACCCCCACAACAUGGAGGAGCUGGUGACGGUGGACGAAGUGGGAGGAGAGGACGACUCCAUCAUUGAGCCCGACCUCCCCGGCCUGACGGAGGAAGCCACGACGUCACCCGUGAAAGAGCUCGCCCUGGAGGAAGCGGAGGGCCCCGCCCCCGACUCGACUCGCCACUCCCCCGAGUCCAGCACCUGCUCCGAGAUGGAGGACACCGGCCGGGAGGGGGGAGGAGGGAAGGGGGCGGACACACCUCAGGAGGAUAAAACAGAGGAAGUGCCGACAAAUCAGAACACGGACGAACCGGACCGCGAUCCAGAACCCUCCAAACCGUCCAGUUCAGACUUCAUGGACUUCCCCACUCAGGAGUUCAAGGCUGCGUUGGAGGAGACGUGUUUGGGGUCAGAGGUCAAUGCUUCCAAGAAUGGGCAAAUAGCGACACUGACACAGGAGCCGCUGACCAAUCACGUUGAAGCGAGUGAGGGCAGUAAAUGCCAAGAUGUGGAGAAUGAAGAGGAGGCCAGGAAAACAGGAACCAUGCCAGAAACUGACAGCAAGGAGCCCCUACAUAGACCUGAAAGUCCUAAACGAGCUGCCCAGAGUGCAGCAGUCCUCCCUGGGUCCAGCCAGGCAGACAUAGAGGCUCUCACUCCCACGCGAGAACAAGACAAGGUCAUCAGCGAACACAGCAUUCCCUUAGGGGUGGAGUUCAUCGUUCCGCAGACAGGUUUCUACUGUAAGCUGUGUGGGCUGUUCUACACCAAUGAGGAGACAGCCAAGACCGCACACUGUCGCAGCACCAUCCACUAUAGGAACCUGCAGAGGUAUCUUUCUCAGCUGGCAGAAGAGAGUUUACUGGAAAACCUCACUGCCUCCUCUGAGUGACCUCAAACUCAGCUAUGACCUCUAACCUUUUGAAGGCCUUAAGGAUGCCGUCUCCUGUGUGCGUGCAUGUGACAGUCAUGUGCUCACUGCAGGCUGGUAACUAACUACUGCACCCACAACACAUGGAAGUCUUGUUAAGGUUUACAUUCUAUGUGGAAGGAGCACCUGUUUCAGGGAGGUGUGCUGGGAAAUGUUCGGGAAUUUACCUGGAUGAACAAUGGACAGGAUUGUUGCUGAGUGUCCUGUACAUAAAAAGAGCGUCUGCUAAAUGACUAAAUGUAAAUGUAAAAAAGAAACGUUGCUAAUCAAAACCACUAAAUACAAGAAAAUAACAUGCUGGAAAGAGUCUCUAGACUGAAUCCUAUUUCAGGUUUUUAACGUGUUGUUUGGAACUGCCAUUUUUUUAACUUUUACGUAAGUCUACACUUGUUCUGUGGGUGGAGCUGGUGUGGUCUAUUCUGACAACAGACACCUAUUGCGAUGAAAGUUACAAAGCAAAGCUUUUGUGUCGAAUUAUCUUAAAUGACUCACACACAAACGUCACGUCAAACGUUGCGUCACGAAACGUUGACGAGGUGAAACGUUUCUCGUGUCACUUCCAAAGACAAACCGAAACAAGUGUGUUGUGAGACAAGCCUUAUAGUCAACGAGAAGAUGGAAGACGAAACCGAUCCGCGAAAUCAGUUUGCUGAAAAACACAAGCUCAGGUCACCGGUUUUACUGAGAAGUAACUCUAUCUAAAUGGAAGCGGUAGCAUAGAGAGUGUUUUGUUCAACAGGAUAAGUAUCAGACUAAAAGAUACAUGCAAACAGUAAGUGCCUUUUGAGAAUUAUGUAAGAAGACAUCCUCAGGUAUGUUGGUUUGUUUGAACACAUUUUGAUUUCAAAAGUGUGUAGUUUUGAAUAUAAUUGCACCUUUUGUGCCUUUUAUCAAUAAAAAUACACAAUGUGUCUACAGCCACAGUCCAAAGAUUGUAAUCACAAUUCAGUAGGCCUGAGUCAAGAUACUGACAAUGUUCUGUACUUAUGAUGUUGUUGAUGAAAUAAAAUAAAUUCCUUUCAAUGUCAAAAUCACAUUUUCAGCCCAGCCCAAUCAGGUUUAAUAUAUGUCAUGCAUAUGUACCUUUACUCAUACUUUAAGGGAGCUUGAACUGGACCAUGUGGAAUGUAUCUGAGUUUUAAAUUAAAGUGUGACAUUAAUAUUGAGACAGAAAUAUAGAAUUUCGAGGAAAGUUAUUGCUGUUAGUUGUUGUUGCUGUUUUAUAGGCCUACACUGUGAAUAAUCUUGUUUCUCUUUGAAUUUUAUUGACGGUUUUAACGGUUAUUCUUUGAAUCUUUUCCAAUGACAUUUUCUGAUGAAUAAACAUUCUAA